GGAGAUAUCGGGGGUACAUCGAAAUGCCUCACAAUGGUUUGGGGAAUGGGUCAACCCCAAUUCUACAGCGCGUCGGGCUCGCCGGGGCCGCUGCUCGUUUUGCGCAACGCUCCUAUGCCGCCGACUACAUCGCAUUGGGGUUUCUAGUAGCAGGUUGGGUCUUGGUGCAACUCGUGAAGCCAUUUCAUCGGAUGUUUUCCCUCGACAAUAGGGCCAUCCAGUACCCAUUUGCUGUUCAUGAACGAGUUCCUGUUUUGUGGUCUGUUAUAUUCGCUGGCGUCAUUCCUUUUCUCAUCAUCCUUACUUGGUCCGCAAUGUGUCGUCCCGGUGUGCAAAAGACACAAGUAACGGUACUUGGGCUGCUCGUCGCCUUGAUGUUGACAUCGCUCCUCACGGACAUAAUCAAGAAUGCGGUGGGAAGGCCACGUCCAGAUUUACUAUCACGCUGCAAACCCUCUCGAGGUACAUCGAGCAAUGCGUUGGUCGCAUGGACCGUCUGCACAGAACCAAACCAGCACAUUCUACAAGAGGGAUGGAGGAGCUUUCCUAGUGGACACAGCAGCUUCUCCUUUGGUGGUCUGGGUUACCUAUCUCUUUUCUUGUGCGGUCAAAUGCACGUCUUCAGGCCCCGCACCGAUCUUGGGCGUUGUCUGUUGGCAUUCUUUCCAUUGCUAUGUGCUCUGUUGGUUGCCAUCUCACGUUUGGAUGAUUAUCGACACGAUGUCUACGAUGUAACAUGCGGAGGACUUCUGGGCAUGUUGAUAGCCUGGUUCUCCUACCGCCGUUACUAUCCGCCACUGCGCUCGGUUCUGUGUGAUAUCCCCUAUGACAAAUCGGACCUCGCUGGACCGGACGGCUUUACUAAGUUGGAUGACGAGGAGCAGGCUCUGUCGCGGCCAUUCAGUCCACGUUCUGGCCCGUCUCAGGAGAGCUAUCAGCUUGAAGAAACCGAGCCAUCUCGAUAAACUGGGUAUUGACUAU
This is a messenger RNA of Penicillium canescens, 981 nucleotides long. RefSeq names its product phosphatase PAP2 family protein. Bases 24 to 965 code for a protein of 313 amino acids. NCBI's taxonomy places the organism in Eukaryota, Fungi, Ascomycota, Eurotiomycetes, Eurotiales, Aspergillaceae. Gene Ontology annotation, molecular function: phosphatidate phosphatase activity. Gene Ontology annotation, biological process: phospholipid metabolic process. The record is from RefSeq and is a predicted model, not a curated record. The transcript is spliced from 4 exons.